UUGGCGUCUUGAGAAACAAUGUCGGAUGUUGAGAGUUUAAGAGUACCAUUAGAUAACUGAGUCAACCGUAUAUUUCAGAAAGGACUAAUACGUUGAACUGAGAGAUUCUAGAGGAGGCAAAUCACUUCAGUAAAAGAAAUUAUGGUUCAUAUCACUGAAGAUUUAGUGAGGCGGCGUGCAGAGCAUAACAACUGUGAAAUAUUUUCUUUGGAAGAAAUAUCUUUACACCAGCAAGAAAUAGAAAAAAUACAGCAUUUAGACAAGUGGUGCAAAGAUUUGAAAAUAUUGUAUCUUCAGAACAAUCUUAUUCCUAAAAUUGAAAAUGUUGGCAAAUUAAAGAAGCUUGAAUACCUAAAUUUGGCUUUAAACAACAUUGAAAAAAUAGAGAAUUUGGAAGGAUGUGAAUCUUUGCAAAAACUUGACCUCACUGUUAAUUUUGUUGGGGAGUUAUCCAGUGUUGAAUCUCUCAGAAACAACAUUCAUCUUCAAGAGCUCUUCCUUGUAGGAAAUCCAUGCACUGAGUUUAAAGGUUAUAGACCAUUUGUUCUGGCUACUUUGUCACAAUUAAAGUGGCUGGAUGGAAAAGAAGUAGAACGUACAGAAAGGAUUCAGGCACUGCAGGAUUUCCCAGUUGUGAAGCAGCUAGUUAAAGAAGAAGAAAAAUCUUACCUUGUUAGAAGGAUGAAAGAAAAAGAAACAGCACAAAGAAAAUUGGAGGAGAAAGAAAAGAAAAGACAAAACGAGAAGAAACCUGGUUUUGAUGGACGUUGGUACACAGACAUCAAUAACACUAUCAACGAUCGGGAAAAUGGCAGAGACAGCAGCAAUUGUAUUAGUAUGGAUCCAGUACAACAAGAAAACGUAAAAAUUGCAAGUAACGAUGAUGAGGACCAAGAAUUUUGGGAAGAGCCAUGUGCCUUUACUCCUGAAUCAAGACUAGAAACUCACAAAUACAUUGAAGAAAAAAGAAAGGCCAGAGAAAUCAAAAGGGAAUCAAAAGAGACACUGAAAAAAACAAGAACACUGAUCACAGCAGAAGGACGUGUCUUGAAUGUAAAUGAGCCAAAAUUGGAUUUCAUAUUAAAAGAUGAAGAACAUAACAACCAGUUCAUCCUUGAUCUUGCAGUUUACAGGUAUUUGGACACUUCUUUGGUCGAUGUGGAUGUGCAGCCAACAUUUGUUCGAGUGAUAGUAAAAGGAAAGGUAUUUCAACUCAUCCUUCCUGCAGAAGUAAAACCUGACAGUAGCUCAGCACAAAGGUCGCAGACCACUGGACAUUUGGUCAUUACAAUGCCAAAGGCUGGAGAAGUUCUCCAUUGCAAACAAGAAAUGAAACCAGCAAGGGAAUUAUCUAGCACGAAGCCUCAAACUGCCAUUAGAAGGACAACUGAAACCUUUGAGAAGCUAGAAGUGGAUCCUAGUAAAUAUUCCAAGAUAGAGCUAGCCAACAUUGUCAAGGAGAAGAAAACAUAUGGCCAGGGACCAUUGAGAUUGCAGCAGUUCAAUUCAAAGGAAGUGAAGUGUAACUCUGAGGAUUUUUCAGAUGACCCUGAUGUCCCCCCAUUAAUGUGAAAUGAAUGACAGUAGCCUGGAAUCAGAUUAUGAUUUUACAAUACGUUCUUUAUCCUAGUCACUGUUCUUUAAAAUAUAUGCAGUGCAUCAUAUCUGAAAGCAUAACAGCUGUCCUGCAGCAUAAGUUGUGUCCAAAAGUUAAGUCUAUAUUUUGAAGUUUUAUAGCACAAGUAGAAUGAAAUUUAGUAAAACAUGUUCCACUCAUGAUUACCAACAUUUUUAUGUGACUUCUUCUAGUCUUUUAGUUUAAUAGCAGCGUGUGGUACCUUUUGCAGUAGAUCCAAACUGUAGAACAUUCCCUAAACACAGGCAUGAAUGAUAUUUCCAUUAGAUUUUUUAGUCUUAUCCAGCAUUGCACCCAUAGUCUUACAUCGUUAACUUCACUGUGUAAUGGCUAGUGCCAGUCUGUAGUGCUCAUUUCUUUCCUGCUGUAAAACAGAGCUUGACAGUUUGUCUUUAUGAAGUCCUACUCAUUUCAGCCAUUUCCCAUACAUAUUUUAUAAGGUCUAAUUCUUCAUCAUUCCGUUUACCUCAGCAUAUGCCUAAUUGUGACUAUAAACAGUAUGAUAUCCACCUGAGGAUAUGCACAUUGUAUCUGUAUUAUCUCAUGGUAAACCACAGCACUAAACACUGUUGAUCUGGCCAGUUAUAUCAUUAAGGUAUGCUGAGAUGUGUAA
Protopterus annectens (West African lungfish) is the source of this 2249-nucleotide messenger RNA. It is a transcript of the gene DNAAF11, whose product is annotated as dynein axonemal assembly factor 11. Lineage: Eukaryota; Metazoa; Chordata; Ceratodontiformes; Protopteridae. The coding region runs from base 142 to 1572 and encodes 476 amino acids. Gene Ontology annotation, biological process: outer dynein arm assembly. Gene Ontology annotation, molecular function: protein binding. The transcript has 12 exons. The record is from RefSeq and is a predicted model, not a curated record. Gene Ontology annotation, cellular component: cytoplasm.